This is a messenger RNA of Triplophysa dalaica, 2904 nucleotides long. RefSeq names its product zinc finger protein 420-like. The record is from RefSeq and is a predicted model, not a curated record. Bases 1 to 2226 code for a protein of 741 amino acids. NCBI's taxonomy places the organism in Eukaryota, Metazoa, Chordata, Actinopteri, Cypriniformes, Nemacheilidae. Gene Ontology annotation, molecular function: RNA polymerase II cis-regulatory region sequence-specific DNA binding; DNA-binding transcription factor activity. Gene Ontology annotation, biological process: regulation of transcription by RNA polymerase II. The transcript is spliced from 6 exons.
AUGGUAAGCAGCGUCUCGCUUCAGUCCAGCAGGUGGCGCAAACGCAGCACGCGUUACAUAAGACCGCACGGGAAGAAUCAGCUGUUCACAAUUUUACCUGCAGUGUCCAUGAUGAUGGUGCAGGUGGAUGUGAUGUGCUGUAAAUCAGUAGGAACUGAUCUGUCUAUGCUGGAUAUUGAUGAUUUGAUGACAGAAAUCUGUCAGCUGAAGAAAGAGGUGAAGUUACUGGAAACAAAACUCAGAGAGAGAGACCAACUCAACAGAAAGGAUGUAUGUGGUGUUUCUCUCUGUGACUUCACUGAUCAAACAUCUCCAGAUCUUCUGCUUUCUGUCUGUAAUGAAGAGCAGAAGACAUCAGUGAAGCUGCUGGACUGUGCGAUGGAGCUGAAGACAGAAAUCACAGAAAAACAAACAGAUGAAGAUGAUGUGAUUUAUUCAGACCUGAUGGAGGAGGAAAGUUCAGGAUUGAAUGAAAUUGAGGAAAAACCUCAUCAUCUCAUAAUUGUAGCAGAAACUGAACAGAAUUUCUCACCAAAUAAUAGUCGGAUUGCAACAGACAAACAAUCUCCCUCCUGCCCUCAGUGUGGAAAGAUCUUCAAUCAUAAAUCCAAACUUACUAGGCACAUGAGAAUUCACACUGGAGAACGGCCGUACACAUGUGAUCAGUGUGGAAAGACCUUUAUUAGUAACUGCCACCUUAAGAGACAUUUAAAAAUUCACAUCAAAGAAAGAUCUUAUAGAUGUGACCAGUGUGGAAGGACCUUUACUUGUAAAGUCCACCUUAAAGACCACAUGAGAGAUCACACUGGAGAGAAACCUUACGGAUGUCAUCUGUGUGGAAUGAUGUUCUUUCAUAAAGCCAUGCUUCAAGCUCACAUGAGACGUCACACAGAAGAGAAAUCUCACCACUCCUCCUCAUCUAUAAAUGAUGUAUGUGGUGUUUCUCUCUGUGACUUCACUGAUCAAACAUCUCCAGAUCUUCUGCUUUCUGUCUGUAAUGAAGAGCAGAAGACAUCAGUGAAGCUGCUGGACUGUGAGAUGGAGCUGAAGACACAAAUCAAAGAAGAACAAACAGAUGAAGAUGAUGUGAUUUAUUCAGACCUGAUAAUAGAGGAAAUUUCCGAACCAAAUGAAAUGGAGGAAAAAACUCAUCGUCUCAUUACUGGAGAAGAAUCUGAACAGAAUUUCUCUCCUAAGAAUAGUCGAAUAGCAACAGACAAAGAAUCUCCUACAUGCGCUCAGUGGGGAAAGACCUUCAAUUGUAAAUCCAAACUUAAUGCGCACAAGAUAAUUCCUACUGGAGGAAAGCGUUACACAUGUCAUCAGUGUGGAAAGAGCUUCGCCCGGAAAUCUGAUCUUAGUAAGCACAUGAUAAUUCACACUGGAGAACGCCCAUACACAUGUCAUCAGUGUGGAAAGACUUUUAUGCGUAACUGCAACCUUAACAGACACAUGGAAAUUCAUACAGGAGAAAAAUCGUAUCGAUGUGAGGAGUGUAAAAGGACCUUCACUCGUAAAGACCAGCUUAAUGCGCACAUAAGAACUCACACUGGAGAAAAGCCUUACACAUGUGAUCAGUGUGGAAAGAGUUUCAUUCGUAGAGACCGACUUAAUUUGCACAUGAGAGUUCACACUGGAGAAAAAUCUUACAGUUGUGAUCAGUGUGGAAAGAGUUUCAUUCGUAAAGACCAUCUUAAUUCGCACAUGAGAGUUCAUACUGGAGGAAAAUCGUACAGUUGUGAUCAGUGUGGCAAGAGAAUCGUUUCUAAAAGCAGCUUUCAAGAUCACAUGAGAAUUCACACCGGAGAAAAGCCUCACACAUGUGAUCAGUGUGGAAAAAGCUUCAUUAAAAAAUGCAUCCUGAAAGCUCACAUGAGAAUUCACACCGGAGAAAAGCCGUACACAUGUGAUCAGUGUGGAAAGAGUUUUGCAUGGACAUCGACUCUGAAAGUGCAUCGUCGUCGUCAUUCUGGAGUGAAAUCAUAUCAGUGUGAACUGUGCAGUAAAGCGUUCAUCAUUGCAGAUGCCCUGAGGAGCCACAUGAUGAUUCAUUCAGAUCUGAAGCCUCAUGCUUGUUCCAUCUGUGAAAAGACCUUCACGCGAGUCUCCUAUCUGAAAGAGCACGAGAAAACACACACGACUGUGAAAUCUCACAUGUGCUCAGAGUGUGGCAAAACCUUCACUAGAUCUGACCAUUUGAAGAAACACCAGAGAAGGUCUCACUGAAGGGAAAUUUAACCACUGCUCCUCAUGUGGAUGGAAUUUUUGAGAAUUAAGACGUCUUGGGAUUCACAUGAAGUGUUGCAAAGUUCAUCCUCGGAAAACUGUUCAGAACAGAAGAUCCCGGAGAUGUUAAAUGACUAGUGUGUUGACCUUCACUGAAUGUUUCUUGUCAAACAUUGUAAUGAUUUAGUAAAAAGGUAUACACUUUAAAGAAUGCUGGGUUCUUAAGUUGUGUUCCAGGGCUACUUAUUUUAAGGAAACUUUACUAAGCUUCAGAGGUCGUCUGCGAAUGUGUGUGGUUUCAAUGAACGUCAAGUGGACGUGGAGGUACAGAUUACAUAAAAUAUAAUAAUUUUUCAGUAUUUUGGUAUGAUAACGUUGCCAGUCGCGCACCAUUCCAAACUAAUAUUAUUCCAAUUUGUAAGCUUUUUUACAUAAAAUAAUUCUUUAAAAUAAUGCAAGCCAUUUUUAAUAAAUGUAAGGCUUUAUGUGUUUGCAUACAUACUUAAAAUUAGGUUUAUUAUUAAAUCGUAGAAUGCACACCUUACAAUUUACGGACAAUUUAUUAUGGAAUUACUUCUCAUUCUUCUUCUCUACUAACUACGUAAUAUUUGAUGAAUCUCAGUUUAUAUUAUAACAAAUGUGACUUAAGUAAAGGGAAGUUGUGGUAUGACGGUUAGA